Cyprinus carpio (common carp) is the source of this 3736-nucleotide messenger RNA. RefSeq lists its product as uncharacterized. Bases 207 to 2051 code for a protein of 614 amino acids. Gene Ontology annotation, molecular function: protein kinase A binding. Gene Ontology annotation, biological process: intracellular protein localization. NCBI's taxonomy places the organism in Eukaryota, Metazoa, Chordata, Actinopteri, Cypriniformes, Cyprinidae. Gene Ontology annotation, cellular component: cytoplasm. The transcript has 5 exons. The record is from RefSeq and is a predicted model, not a curated record.
GGACAAUAGAAUUUCAAAUUCAAAACACCCUAGCAACCAAUAGAAAGAACGCUCGCGUUCCAUUGACUUUUGAGCAAGGAAGAGAAUGAUGAGAACGAAGAGAAUGUGCUUGGAAAUCAGCAGAGUCUGCAAACUGCCCGUGGCCCCGUCAUUCACUUACUCAAGUCUUUCAAGACGAACUUGUUUGACUGAUAUUCCUCAACAAGAUGAUUAAUGAGGAAUGGCUGGGCAGUUCAUUUAAACUGUGUGAUAUAGUCACCACUUCAGAAUCUGCUCACUUUGACGAAUCUGCAGAGGUAGUAAUCCAUGGUGAAUCAUACCCACAACCUGCUUAUAACCCAUCAUCAAUCCAACAUACUCUGGAAACAUACAGCCAUUUGCUGGAUGUAACAUUAGAACAGAAUUUAGAGCCCAUUCAACACUUUGCACAGACGACAGCCAAAGCUAUUAUAGAUUCAGCCGUCAGGAUCAGAAACCCAAGAGAAUCCGUCAAAGUGAGAGAGGAUGAUGUUGAAAUGCUAGCUGAAGAGUUAACCUUACAAGUCUGUUGCAAAGCAUUGGAAGAGAUGGAGAGACAUUAUCACUGUGAUGAUCCAUCAUCCAAAAGUACGGAUGAUAAGGGGGUUGUGGAGGGGACUUAUGGAAAUGCAUCGGUCCUGUGCUCUUCGGGGUACAACUGUGAUAAAAAAACAACUGAAAUGGAAACAGACAACAAGAUGGAGGAAUAUGAUGACACAUCUACCACAGUAUAUGCUAAUUCCUUGAAGAGCAUGGCUAAUCUGGGCUCUAUUGAGUACCCUGAUGCUCCUCCUAGCACCCCUUUACUUCCAGAGAUGAUAAGGAGUCGAGCCAGUUUCACAAGGAAGCUAAAGGGAGGACUGGCUAAAGAGUUCCUUCCUUCAACCCCUCCACCAACCCCCAAAGACCACAUGCAACCACUAAUGGAGAACCAUAUGACAGAUGCGUCCACUGACUUCAUGGUGAGACUGAUGCGCUCACUUUCACUGGAGUGCUGUCAAAACGAAGGCUUAGAAGAAAGCGAGGAUGGAGAAGUUAAUGAUGGCGGACUCCAAAAUGAUGUUCCCAGGCUGACUGACUAUGCAGCUCAUAUUUCUGCAGAUAUCCUUCAUUUUAUCACCACAAAUGAGAUAAAAGUAAAGGAUGAGGGUUAUGUGAAAAGCAUGUUGGCUAUUGCUGACCAACUAGCGAGUGAAAUAGUCACAGCGUCUCUAGCAGAGGUGAUGGCGAGAGGAGAAAGGAAGGUUUUGGAGGAAGGAACAACAUCAUACUCAAUGUAUAAAGUAGACAUGGCUCCAGACACAAGGGCUAUGAUCUCUGCAACAGACAGGGUGAAAGUUUUAGCUAGUGAGCUAAUCAUUAACGCUAUGGUUCAUGCUUUUGCUAAGCUAGGACAGGGUGUGUUUAAACAUGGAACCCAGCCACAUCUUUCAAGCCAAGCUGUAGAACCACAGCCAUGGGAAGAAGGAAGAUAUUCAAACACAUUGUGUAAAGACUCAGUCAACUCCCACAAAGCCAAAACCUUCAGAUGUUGCAGCGAUAAAUCAGAACUGAACCCCAUUACAGAUGACGCCAUGAAAGUGAAAUCAUCGGUACACACAUUUGCCAACAACUUUGCAGAAGACGUGCUUCAGCAUUCUGUGUGUGACGCUUCCAGCAUACUGUUUAACUAUAAGCAAUCUCAGGGAGCAGAAUUUGGCCCAGAGAAAGACAUUACACCAUGGGUAAUCAAGAUGCGUGCUGGGGAAAGUCUUGUCCAGGAACUGCAAUGUGCUCUACUCUGGGCCACAGCCUCUCAGAAAGGGACUAAAGCACUUCAGUUUGAUCUACCAGACAAAAGCCUUCAGCAAAAGCUUUGCAGACUCUCUCGGAGUGCCCGUCUGAAUGGCUGGACCGUGGGUGCUUUGAUUGUGUCUCUCCAUGAGUUUUGUGACAUGCAGCAAGAGACCAGCGGAGGGCACUAUAAGAGCUCCGAUUCUCUCCUGGAGCAUCUGCAGCACCUGAUUGACAAUGUGUGUUUAAACUCAUCUUGAAGCCUUACCCUUACAGAACUGGUCAAUGAUCCAUGCAACACCCACUGAAAUAGAGACAGAAAAUGGCACACAUAAAUCUUCAUCCACAAUCUUUCACAUCCCAAACAUUAAUAAAAGGAGACAAUGUAAUAACAAAGUAUAAACAGUUAUAAUCAAUUUCACUCUGACCCAUUGAAAAUGAGCCUUUAAAGACGAAACAGCUGCAUGCACACUGUCUGUUUAUAUGAGAUCUGCUCUCCCGGUCCAAGCGCUCAAACCACAGUCAUUAUUAGGUAAGCGGAAAUCUGACUACAUAUCAGCUUUGGAAGUUAUUACCAUCCAAAACACACUGACACAUUCUUGACCAAAGAUCCUGUAUUCUGUAUGUUCCGCUGUUGUUAUUUUUAAAAAAACCUAUAAUAAAGUGUGUCUGACGAUGAUAAACAGUGAAUGCUGUAUUGUAAAAGCUGUUUUAUGAUGGAGCUGCACAGGGCUUUGCAGGGUGUAUAAAAAGCAGGCCUUUUUUCUGCAUCCCAUUAAUACUCCCUAAGCAGUGAUACCUAACAUGGCAGGAAUGCGCUUUCACUCCCGCUCUUGGCGACUUCAUCUUGAAAAUCAGGGGGACACACACCAUCUAACAUACUCAUUCUGUGACCCCCUGCUUCACUCUAUCAGUCUCCCAGACAUGCUCUCUCCCGCACACACACACAUAUUCUCAUACACGAGGGGGACUGACUUCACAGCUGCAGUGUCAGUGAAGACACAAUGGCUUUCAGUCCAGCCCCCAUAUAUGCAUCUGGAGAAGUGUUUGUUUUCCGAUGUCUGAGGAACUAUCACUGCCUAAAAUGAGAGACGGUGAAAAAAAAAGUGCAUAGGGAAAAAAGAUAGCAGAAAAAGGGAGUGGGGAAGAGAGUGAAGGGAAGAAAUGAUUGCAACAGAGCUGACACAUAUAGAGUCAAAUGGAUCAUGGGGGUUCUGGAAAAUCUCCCAACACCCCCUCCUCCCACCCUUUUCCCCAAGCUAUGAUUCAUCGAUUUAUUCUCUACAAUGAGAGCCAGACACAUGUAAAGGAAUUCCUUACACUAAACAGGCCUCAUAGACUUAAUGUACUCAUAUAUUUUCUAUUCGUAUCAUUCAAGCCUAGUGAGGCACUGAAAUUUUGUGACUUAAGUCAACAGGGAUGGUGAGCAAUCCUUCGUAUUUAUAUGAUCAAAGGAUCUGGCAGAGAACUGCAUAAAGCACUAAAUGCAUUAAAAUGAGUACAAUACAUUGCACAUCUUUGCUCUGGAGAAUAGGGAUGUGUUUCAAGUUUUUCAAGAAUUUUCACAGGCCCUAUCUAUCAUGAAGAUAAGGUCAUUGUGUGUAAAACAUGACAUUUUCUCUGUGAUCUACAGUUUGUAAUGUGAUCCGAUGUGUAUCACACUAUAUUAAAGGGAUAGUUAGUUAACUCAAAAAAAAUAAUAAAAAUUAAAGGGAUAGUUAACUAAUAAAUAAACAAAUAAAACUGAAAAAACAUCAUUUACUCACCCUCAUGUUGUUCCAAACCGGUUUGAGAUACUUUCCUUCUGUAAAUUAAAAAAGAAGAAAAGAUUUGAAAAGCUCAAAGGUGUUUUUGCAUAUGUUUAUUGACCUGUUUUGAGACCCCAUUAACUUUCUGUUUUGAGAUUUUGGGGUGAUUUUGCUUCCAUAGCAUGUCUUCUUUCAGA